Molecule: messenger RNA, 2761 nt
Organism: Sorghum bicolor (sorghum)
Lineage: Eukaryota; Viridiplantae; Streptophyta; Magnoliopsida; Poales; Poaceae
Product: indole-2-monooxygenase
Exons: 3
Coding region: 995-2626 (543 amino acids)
Molecular function (GO): iron ion binding; monooxygenase activity; heme binding
Source: RefSeq, a predicted model, not a curated record
CUUUAAGCUCUAUGAUAGAGUCUGCAUUGUGAGUGCCCUUAGGAAGCCUGAAACAUCCUGGAGAUUUCGCGAAUCACAGUUUAAGAGAAUGUACAAUCCCCAAACACCACUUACAGAUGGACAACUCAAUGCAAACCGUUUAACGUUUCUAUGUAGCUUUGAUCAAGUAUGAGUAUGAUUCAUAUAUACCAUGAUGUGUUACUUCUAGAUACAAACAGAACUAACAUGAAACAUGCUUAUAGGUCAGAAAUCUUGCCGUGGCUCAGAAGGACUGAACUCAAAUUACGGGCAACAUGAUAUACAGGCAGUACAAAUGUACAAUUAGCAGCGGCAAUAGCACAUAUUCAAGAUAGAACAACUCAAGGUAGAAUCCCACGUAGAAGUACAGAACAGCAGAUUCACUUAGCAUGUAAAGAAUAGCAAAUGUGGUUGCAAUCAGGCUAGUGCCCCAUAAACUCUUAAUGUUGUGAGCUCUAGUCGCAACUAGUGUUGACCUCUGAACUGGGAAAAAAAACUGAAAAGAAUGCUAAAGUAUAGAUUGGCAUGAACUCUGACCCACCAUCUCUGAAUAUUGCAGUGCGGACCGGCUGCGGUUCUAGCAGGGCAGCGGCUCGUGCGUGGAACUGUGGAAGAUCUCGCCUGGCAGCCUGUGCCCGGCGGCGGCUCUGUUUUGGCGUUGGCUUGGCCUGAAUGCUGGCGUCCUCGGCCCUGAUUAUGGGUUCCGGCUGCUUGUUGUAUAUGUUUGCAUGAUAGUCCAGGACGUCUCGAUCCAAGACCCAAGCGUUGAAUAGUUGACGAGCUAGAUUUUUCGUGAAAACGAUGCGAGUAUAUCAUCCUGUGGAUAAACAGGUCUGCUAUCUUGGAACACUGGAGUCUGGAGCUAUAUAACAGCUGGGUCGCAUCGCAUAGGGAAAGCCACACACACCACUGCUCAGUAAACUGCCAAACACAGACAGCAAGCUAGAUAGAUAGCUAUUCCGUUCCAGCCAGAGCCAUGGCUCAAGUGCUGCAGGAAGUGCACCAGUAUGGCCUCCAUGAACAGCUGCACGAAUCACCUCCACAAGCAGCACUGAUCUACUCUCUUCUGCUAGCCGCUUGCCCUGUAAUAAUUCUCCUCCUACUCAUACGCCGCUACGCGACGACGUCGCCGUCGGCAGGGGCCACGGCGGCGAGAGCAAGGCAAGAAGAGCUGCUGGGGAAGCUCCCUGCGCCUCCGCGCAAGCUCCCCGUCGUCGGUCACCUACACCUCGUAGGGCCCCUCCCGCACGUCUCCCUCCGCGACCUCGCCGCCGAGCACGGCCGCGACGGCCUCAUGCUCCUCCGCCUCGGCGCCGUCCCCACGCUCGUCGUCUCCUCCCCGCGCGCCGCGCAGGCCGUCCUGCGCACGCACGACCAGGUGUUCGCGUCCCGGGCCUACUCCCCCGUGGCUGACAUCCUCUUCUACGGCUCCACCGACGUCGCCUUCGCCCCCUACGGCGACCACUGGCGCCAAGUCAAGAAGAUCUCCACGACGCACCUCCUCACCAACAAGAAGGUCCGGGCCUACCGUCACGCUCGUGAGCGAGAGGUGAGGUUGGUCAUAGCCAAGAUUCGGAAGGCAGCAAUCUCAGGCACGACCGUUGAAUUGAGCGACCUGCUCAGCUCCUUCGCCAACGACAUAGUGUGUCAUGCUGUGUCAGACGAGUAUUUUAGGGAGAAAGGCCGUAACAAGCUCUUUCGAGAACUGGCUGAGGCGAACUCGUCCCUCAUAGGUGGCUUCAACCUUGAGGACUACUUCCCUGUCUUGGUGAAGCUGGAUAUGGUCAAGAGGAUGGUGUGUGCUAAGGCUCAGAAGGUGCACAAGAGAUGGGACGAGCUUCUUGAUAAGCUCAUUGAUGGCCAUGCAAAUGCAACAAGGUCAGAGUCACAACAUGUCGACGAGGAAAGUGACUUCAUUGAUCUGUUGCUCUCUAUCCAGCAAGAGUACAACCUCACGAGGGACCAUAUCAAGGCACAACUGGUGAUCAUGUUCCAAGCUGGCACUGAUACAUCAUUCAUAGUGUUGGAAUAUGCUAUGAUUAAGCUCAUGCAAAACCCCAACCUCAUGACCAAGCUACAAGACGAGCUGAGGACUAUACCAAAGGAAAAGGAAAUUGUUACUGAAGACGAUUUGAAUGGUCUGUCCUACCUAAAGGCAGUCAUCAAAGAGACACUACGACUCCAUGGACCAGCUCCUCUCCUUGUGCCCCACCUCUCCAUGGCUGAAUGUGACAUAGAGGGUUACACGAUACCGUCUAGAACAUGUGUCAUCGUGAAUGCUUGGGCUCUUGCUAGGGAUCCUAUCUAUUGGGAGAGUGCUGAGAGGUUCAUGCCUGAGCGGUUCUUGGAAGGUGGCAGCGCCAUGACCAUGGACUAUAGAGGAAACGAUUUCCACUACUUGCCAUUUGGGGUUGGGCGAAGGAUUUGCCCAGGAAUAAGCUUUGCCAUUUCUUCUAUAGAGAUCAUGCUAGCAAACCUUGUGUACCACUUCAACUGGGAGCUACCACCAGAAUUGAAGAAAAGUGGCAUUGAUAUGACUGAAUCAUUUGGAGUGACAGUGCACCGAACAAAGAAGCUUCUCCUUGUACCUGUAUUGCCUCAGGACUAAUUAUUAUUUGGUAUUCUUGUGUGCCUAGCAGAUAGCGCAUAAUGCCUAUCAUGACAGUUGUAGCUCAUAUGUGAGUAUUGGGCUUGUUAUUCAGAAGGGUUUGCUGAACAAAUAAACCAUCAUUUGUUCAUGAAA